CUCUUCUUCCUCGUUCCGUUGCCUUACCCUCUUCCCUCCUCCUCCUCCUCCUCCGCACCCAAAACCCCCAGAUAGAGAGAGACAAGUGAGAUUGCUCCUAAUCAGAAGCAAUCUCACCUUUGGGAUAACAUAUUUUCAACUUUUUUCUUCCCGGUGACUCGAAAAACGAAGCUUCUUUUGCUUUUCAUUUCACAAAGGUUCCUACUUGAAAACUCUGGCGGCUAACGUUUUCGCCGAUCUUCUCACUUCUCUUUCGAAGUUUCGUCUUCUAACCAAGGAAACGAAAGAAGCUCCUCGUCACCUUUUGAGUAACGUGAUCCGUUCUAACAAAGGGUUCUUCGUUUUAUUUGGCUGCUAAAAAAAAAAACCUGAUUUUUUGAUUUUCUUGGAAGAAGAGAUGAAGAGACUUAGAGAAGAUGUUCAACCUGAACCUGAACCUCAAAAGCGAAGGGCUGAAGUUUCAUCUCGAGGAGAAACAAACAAGCAACCUAAAACCCUUGAUGCCCUGACGUAUCUCAAAUCUGUAAAGGAUAUUUUUCAUGACAAUAAAGAGAAAUAUGAGUCAUUCCUUGAGCUCAUGAAGGACUUUAAAGCUCAGAGAAUCAACACUGAAGGUGUCAUCGAAAGAAUUAAAGAAUUGUUCAAGGGUUACAAGAACCUACUUUUAGGUUUUAAUACUUUCUUGCCCAAAGGGUAUAAAAUAACCCUUCAGCCGGAGGAAGAGAAACCUAAGGUCCGGGUGGAUUUCAAAGACGCUAUCGGUUUUGUCACCAAGAUUAAUACGAGGUUCGGAGAUGAUGAACAUGCGUACAAAAGUUUUCUAGACAUCCUGAACAUGUAUAGAAAGGAAAGAAAGUCCAUCUCUGAGGUCUACAAAGAGGUCACUAUGCUAUUCAAGGGCCAUGAAGAUCUGCUCAUGGAGUUCGUUAAUUUCUUACCUAAUUGUCUAGAAUCAGCUCCUUCAGCAACGAAGGCAGUACAUCGUCACAAGGGCACUGCAACUUCUGGCAUGCAUUCUGAUAAGAAACUAAAACUGCGAUGUAAGCUUGAGGAUAAUUCUGAACACUCUGACCAACGAGAAGAUGGUGAUGAGAACCUUGUCGCUUGUUCCCCUGACUCCCUUGUUAAAGAAGGUCGUCCAGGAGAUUUUCAAGAUGAUGAAAAUAGAGAAGAUACUGAAACAGAUACAGCAGAUAGAACUGAAAAAAGUGCAGCAUCUGGCAGUAAAGAUAUCGGAAAUCACAGACCCACCACCCCGUAUGUGGGAACACCUAUAAAUGAACUUGAUCUCUCUGAAUGCACUCAGUGUACGCCAAGUUAUCGGCUCCUACCAAAGGAUUAUGCAGUUGAGAUUCCAAGCUACAGAAAUACACUUGGUAAAAAGACACUCAAUGACCACCUGGUAUCUGUCACCUCCGGGAGUGAAGAUUACUCAUUCAGUCAUAUGCGCAAAAACCAGUAUGAAGAAAGCUUAUUUCGGUGUGAGGAUGAUAGGUAUGAAAUGGACAUGUUACUAGGAUCUGUAAGUUCAGCAAUCAAACACGUGGAAAUCCUUCUGGAAAAGAUGAACAACAACACUAUCUCAGUAGACACUACUAUAUGUAUCGAGAAACACUUAUCAGCUAUGAACUUAAGAUGCAUUGAGCGGUUAUACGGUGAUAAUGGGCUUGAUGUCAUGGAUCUUUUGAAGAAGAACAUGCAUAGUGCUUUACCGGUGAUACUGACGCGCUUGAAGCAGAAGCAAGAAGAAUGGGCAAGGUGCCACUCUGAUUUCCAGAAAGUUUGGGCUGAAGUAUAUGCUAAGAAUCACCACAAGUCACUAGAUCAUCGUAGUUUCUAUUUCAAGCAGCAGGACUCUAAGAACUUGAGCACAAAAUGUUUAGUGGCAGAGAUAAAAGAUAUCAGUGAGAAAAAGCAUCAAGAAGAUCUGCUUCAAGCUAUUGCUGUUAGAACUAUGCCCUCUUUUACUCCGGAUUUGGAGUUUGAUUAUUGUGAUACACAAAUUCACGAGGAUUUAUAUCUGCUAAUCAAGUAUUACUGUGAAGAAAUAUGUGCCACUGAACAAUCAGAUAAGGUAAUGAAGCUGUGGAUAACCUUUUUGGAGCCCAUGUUUGGCACUCUUUCGAGGUCUCAAGGUGACCUUGCUAUGGAAGAUGUAUCAAAGUUGAAAACCAACCAAGAAUUGCAUGAUGCAUGCGUGGCAGUGAAGGACAGCUCUUCUGGGUCAAAGGGUAAACAUCCAAUAUCCCCAAAACUGCUGAAAGAUAAUCCAACAAUGCAAGGAAGCUCGCCUGGGAAAGAUGUCUCAGCCAAUAUAAUGAAAGGUGCUCAGCAUGAUAAACUGCAAGAUGAUACAGAUAUGUCUUAUGAGGUUAUUCAGUCUACCAAACUUGUGUCAGCCAGAAACGAUCAGAUAAUGGAGGAUGUAUCAGUGGUAAAUCAUGAGGCUGAGCGAGAAGAGGGUGAAUUAUCUCCCACUAACAGUUGUGAGCAAGGUAACUUUGAUGUUAGCGGACAAAAUGGCCUCAAGCCUUUACAAAGGGUGAUGGACAAUGUAACAAGCAAUACAUACCAGCAAAGUUGUGAUAAAAAGGGAGCAUAUUGCACUGAAACGGGAACAAAGGGAAAUACUCACCCUGAAGAUGACGAAAAUUGUCACAAGUUAUCAGAGGAUAAUGAGACCGCCUCUGAAAAGGUUGCUUCAGGAACCAAGUCUGGUUGUCAUGAAAAGCAUAAGGAGCCUAUUAGUGUGGCUGGAGAGGUGGCUAAUGGAAAAGAAGGUGAAGAUGGAUCCUUUGCAUUUACAGAGCGGUUUCUGCAAACUGUAAAACCUGUUGCCAAGCAUGUGUCUUGGCCACUGCAAGCUAGUGAAACUUGCUCUCAGAAUGAUUCUCGAGUUUUUUACGGGAAUGAUUCUUAUUAUGUGCUAUUUAGGCUUCAUCAAAUGUUGUAUGAGAGAAUACAAUCAGCAAAGAAACAUUCAGAAAAGAAGUGGAAGGCUCCGGAUAACACAACUCCUGAUUCUUAUCCCAGGUUCAUAGAUGCACUCUAUAAUUUACUUGACGGCUCUAGUGACAAUACAAAGUUUGAAGAUGAAUGCCGAGCUAUUUUUGGAGCACAGUCAUAUGUUCUCUUCACAUUGGACAAGUUAGUUCAGAAGUUUGUUAAGCAUCUGCAUGCUGUUGCAGCUGAUGAGACAGACACCAAGCUUCGACAACUACAUGCGUAUGAGAACUACAGAAAACUGGGGAGAUUCGUUGAUCUAGUGUAUCAUGAGAAUGCACGUGCCCUCCUCCAUGAGGCAAACAUAUACCGGAUCAGAUAUUCAUCAGCAAAAACACGUCUCUCUAUUCAGCUUAUGAACUGCGGGAAUAACCAGCCUGAAGUAGCUGGUGUAGCCAUGGAGCCGGAUUUUGCAAAUUAUCUACAAAAAAAGUUUCUGACAUCCGUCAAUGAUGAUGAGAAUCAUGGACUGUUUUUGAAAAGGAACAAGGAGAAAUUCACUAGUGUAAAUGAAUCUUCGGGGGAUACAAUUGCAAUGGAAGGAUUGAGUAUUAUUAACGAGAUUGAAUGUAAAAUGGCUUGCAGUUCUUCAAAGGUGAAGUAUGUAGCAAACACAUCAGAUCUUUUGUAUAGAAGCAAACAGGGGAAACCGAAUUCAAAGGGACCGAGGCUUAAAAGAGUUAGUGAAAUUUCGAAACAGAGAAGAAUAUCGCGGUUUCACAUUAUGCUGAAUUGCAAACUUUGUGCCUUGCCUCCUAUAUAAACUGGUGUGUUAGUGUUGAGGUUCCUGAUGGUAGCGGCUCUUAUGGCUCUUAUAGGUUAUGCAAAGCUUUUGGUGGUGGAGAAGUUUACUUGUUUUUGACGUGACAUGAACUAGGAUCGUAUAGCUCAUGAUUCACUAGGCCACAUUUGUUCUGUUUUGCGUUUGGAGCCUUACAUUUUGGUGUAUAGUUUUAUCAGAAUAGAUGAUACGGAAGUUGCCAAAAUCGAAGACUCUAAUUUUGUUCAUUCAUCAUAUACUUCCUUUUA
Molecule: messenger RNA, 4032 nt
Organism: Camelina sativa (false flax)
Lineage: Eukaryota; Viridiplantae; Streptophyta; Magnoliopsida; Brassicales; Brassicaceae
Source: RefSeq, a predicted model, not a curated record